Molecule: messenger RNA, 1178 nt
Organism: Sciurus carolinensis (gray squirrel)
Lineage: Eukaryota; Metazoa; Chordata; Mammalia; Rodentia; Sciuridae
Gene: Mcidas
Product: multiciliate differentiation and DNA synthesis associated cell cycle protein
Exons: 7
Coding region: 24-1178 (384 amino acids)
Biological process (GO): negative regulation of cell cycle; negative regulation of DNA replication
Cellular component (GO): nucleus
Source: RefSeq, a predicted model, not a curated record
GCCUCCGCCGGAAUACACACAGGAUGCAGGUGUGCGGGAGCAGCGCAGCGGGACGCCGGGCCUUCGACAGCAUCUGCCCCAACAGGAUGCUGGAGCUGACAAGCCCGCCUCUCCGCAAACCCGUGAAGCCAGAGAGGAAGUUAGCCCCUCCGCGGAAGUUCCUUUCGGGAUGCAGCGGCGGCAGCCCGGUGUCGGUAUACGAGGAUCCCCCGGACGCCGAGGCCGCUGCGCUGCCAGCCCUCACCACCAUUGACCUGCAGGACCUCGCGGACUGCUCCUCUCUACUCGGGUCCGACGCGCCGCCUAGUGGUGAACCGGCUGCCUCACAGAACCACUCAUUGGAAACGGAAGUGGACUUCGAACUGCAGAAUUUCAGAGACACAGUGGAUGAUCUCAUUGCAGACUCAUCUUCUUUGAUGUCGCCUACCCUGACCGUCAGUGACUUCACCUUCUCUCCUUGCGUUGUAUCGCCUCUCGGGCCCUGCCUUUCGCCGCGGUUGGAGCCACGGGCCCUGCAAUCAGCACCACUUAGCCUUCCCGACCUGCCGCCGCCAGAACAGUACUGGAAGGAGGUGGCCGACCAGAACCAGAGAGCACUGGGGAACGCUCUCGUUGAAAAUAACCAACUGCACGUGACACUGACCCAGAAACAGGAGGAGAUCGCCUCGCUUAAGGAACGGAACGUGCAGCUGAAAGAACUCGCCAGCCGGACCCGGCACCUGGCCUCGGUGCUGGAUAAGCUGAUGAUCACACAGUCCCGAGAUUGCGGGGCCGCCGCCGAGCCCUUUCUGUUCAAAGCGACAGCAAAAAGGAGCUUGGAGGAGAUGUUCAGCGCUGCGGGUCAGGAUUGUGCGGAAGUAGACGCCAUACUGAGAGAGAUUUCCCAGCGUUGCGAUGAAGCCCUGCAAAGCCGCGAUGCCAAGAGGCCUCGGCUGCAACCCGAGCCCAGGAACACUGACUGCAGGCCCGGGAAUCUGCACGGAGCCUUCCGGGGACUGCGCACCGAUUGCAGCCACAGCGCCUUGAACCUGAACCACAGCGAGCUGGAGGAGCACGGCUCUUUCAGCACUCCCAUCCGCAGCCACAGCACUAUCCGCACGCUCGCCUUCCCCCAGGGCAAUGCCUUCACCAUCCGGACAGCCAGUGGGGGCUACAAAUUCCGCUGGGUACCCAGUUGA